This is a messenger RNA of Eruca vesicaria subsp. sativa (arugula), 732 nucleotides long. Lineage: Eukaryota; Viridiplantae; Streptophyta; Magnoliopsida; Brassicales; Brassicaceae. The record is from the annotation of a GenBank genome assembly.
CUCACAUUUCCACCACAAACUUUUUGGUUUCUUUUUUUGGCAAAGAAACCACAAACUUGUGUUCAAAAAAAAAAAAGAAACCACAAACUUUUUUCAAAUUUUAUUUUUCUUGGGGUUAAUCGAAGAUGAGCGGAGACGGUAGAGUUUUCACCUUGGGAGAGGUUUCUAAACACAGUAGUAACCAAGACUGUUGGAUCGUCAUCGACGGCAAGGUCUAUGAUGUGACAAAGUUCUUGGACGACCAUCCUGGUGGUGACGAUGUCAUCUUGACUUCUACAGGGAAAGAUGCUACGGAUGAUUUUGAGGAUGUGGGACACAGUUCCACUGCUAAAGCCAUGCUAGAUGAGUACUAUGUUGGUGAUAUUGACUCUUCCACUGUCCCAACUAAAACCAAGUUUGUUCCUCCUCCCCCUCCAAAGCAGACCGAGUCUAAUCAGAAACAGAGCUCGGAACUUGUCAUUAAGAUACUUCAGUUCCUUGUUCCUCUUCUCAUUUUAGGAUUGGCUCUUGGUAUCCGUUCUUACACCAAGACACCUUCUUCUUGAGGAUGAGGGCUUUGAGUGUUUCCCUCUCUACUACUACCUGGUUACACUCUUUGUCUCUUUUUUUUUAACCUCUGCAUGUUUUGUAACACUUCAGAUAUUAUAUUCACUUUUUUCAACUAAGUGAAUCUGUUGAUGUUAAGAGACCUUUGUAAGUUUAUAACAUACAAACAAGCAUCCUAUGCUAUGC